GUUCCAGUGUGGUCCUUGAUGGUGAGUGUGACCACUGAGCAACGGGUACCUGCACACUGCAGUGACUGACACUGCUCACGGGUUGCACUGCACACUGCAGUGACUGACACUGUUCACAGGUUGCACUGCACACUGCAGUGACUGACACUGCUCACAGGUUGCACUGCACACUGCAGUGACUGACACUGCUCACAGGUUGCACUGCACACUGCAGUGACUGACACUGCUCACGGGUUGCGCUGCACACUGCAGUGACUGACACUGCUCACAGGUUGCGCUGCACACUGCAGUGACUGACACUGUUCACAGGUUGCACUGCACACUGCAGUGACUGACACUGCUCACAGGUUGCACUGCACACUGCAGUGACUGACACUGCUCACAGGUUGCACUGCACACUGCAGUGACUGACACUGCUCACAGGUUGCACUGCACACUCGUCCCUAUGACUCCUUCACAUAUAUGGACGGUGUCUGGGACAUUGACGGUAACUGUUACAUCAUACAGGUUAAGAGAAGCCAGAAAAUAUUAGGAAGGAAUCAGCAUUAAUUCUAAUGAAGAAAGAAGAAUAGGGGGCAUUAUGGGAAGCUUAAGUAAGCUACUGCCAUACACCUGUCAUGAGUUAGGUCACCCCUGGAACCAUUCCUGUUUCUCCUCAAGUGCAGAAGUUGGAAUCAUUGGAUUUAUUGAAAGUUGCAAGAUAUAUGGAGUGGUAUAUCUGCUCACUGGACUCGUAAAGUACCGGAAACUAAAUCAUAAAUAUGGACAGAAGUUGUUAAGAGAUUACAUUACUUCUGUCUGCUUCUUGACAGUAAAUGCCUUUGGAUACAUUGGUUCCUUCUGUAUACUCAGGCACAUUCUUGGCCAUGUGAACUUCCUGUCAGCAUCAUUCCUGCCUGGUUUCAUUUCUAGUCUUAUGGCUAUAAAUGUUGAACGACCAGAACGUAGACCACUUCUGGCCAUUUAUGUUACUAAUGUGGCAUCAGAAUGUUUAUGGAAUACUGCAGUGGGAUACGGCUAUGUCAAGCCCAUACCUCGGGGUGAAAUUUUGGUAUUUGCUGGGUCCAUGGCAGUUUUAGGAUAUAAUUUCCGUUCCUCAAAGCCUCUCAGCAGACUAAUCAACUCCCUUCUUCAAUUGUUAUUAGGCUGUGGAGAAUCAGGCGCAAUGAUUGUAGCCCGAAAGACUACAUCUCCAAGAAAACUUCAGGGUCUUCAGCCCAAGCCCCAGCCAUGGCUGUUCAGGAGAGUGAUGUCACUGUUUACCAACUCUCAUCUAUUAUGUCCUCAUAGAGGUGGCUGUCUUCCCAACUUUUUUGUGAUGGGUGUACGAGGGUUUUUUCAGGGCUUCCUAAUGCAGUUUUCAGUCAAGCUGCUGUCUUCAGCUUCAAGAUUUAUCAGACACCCAGGAAAGCUACUUGAUUUGUUCUUCAACAGAAACAACUUUAAUGCUGGACUCUUCCUUGCUUGGUUUAUAUCAGUAUUUAAGGGAACAUGUUGUGCAGGGCGGUGGUGGCAUGGGAAAGAAGAAGCAUCACACGGAGCAGUGGCUGGUGUACUCUCUGCUUUUGCAAUGUAUUUUUACUCUGCCCCUUCUCUUGCACUUUAUAUGAUGUGGAAAGUACUUGAGUGUGUGUAUGAAAAAGGCUGUGAUGAGGGGUACCUACCACGUAUCCCUGGCUCAGUAGAGCUGCUAUACUCCAUCUCCACGGGUUAUCUCUUCCACGUGGCUGUGAUGGAGAUGCAUUACAUGAAACCUUCUUACUGGCGCUUUCUCCUAAGACUAACAUGGGGCAGGUUACAGGAUUACAAUCGGCAUCUUCUGACUCCUUUUGGAAUGGACAGUGCCCGAGGACUUAAUGGCAUUUGGCCAAAGUACGAUCUUAAACACGUAAGCGAAUCUGUCAGAAAAAUGAUUCCAAAUCCCAUUGUGAUGAAGCUUUGAUGCAUGUUUGUAGAGGAAGCAGUGCAUCUCGAUGGUGCUGUGAGGCAGUAUUUUUUUUUUUCUUUUUCUUUUUUCUUUUUUUUUCAAAUAUUUUAUUUGUUUUAAACAUCUUAAUCUUCUCUGGUAUUCUCUCUUUCCCACCUAACAUUAAAAUAUUUGUGGCAUUUUGUGUAAUCUUUAUCAUUCCAAGUUAUUGGUUUACAGUAUUCCAGGUAAUAUGUAUAUUUUCACUGCAUUUCCUUCUAUUGAACAGAAGGAUUCUUAUGUUUAAUAGUGUUCUUUGUUAAACUGCAACUGCACAUAACUUGGGCAUUGCAAAAAUUAUUAUAUAAUUUUUAUAAGAAAUUUCACUUGUGUAAUGUAUUUUUGUAAAUCAAAGUUUGUCUUUUAACACUCAUAGUAUCCCUUCAAAUGUAUUUAAACUGAUUGAACCAUGAUUUUGGGUCGUGCCACUUAUCGCAGUUGGUCCUCAUCUCCAUACCCCUUCUUCCUUCAUGUGUAAUUUUGUGUGUAAAAAUUAAAAAAAAAAAAAUCCUCUUUAUUGAAAUAGGAAAAUUGAGUAACUAGUUUUCAUUCUUAACUUUAUUAUUUUUGACCAUUCAAAAGAGUUUGUUUAAAACUCGGUUACAGCUGGCUUAAUCUUCAAAACUAGUCCAUUUUACUUGGAGCCGAUGCACAAACCAUUAUUUGUCUUUAUUCAGCCCAAAUCUUGUCUAAGCAAGACUAUGGAGACAGUAUGGUAUAUUCAUCAGAUUAGUCAUCUACUUUUAAUUAACUUAAAACUAUUUAUCAUCAGGGAUUAUGCUUACAUCUAGGAGCUUUUUUAUCUUUCCCAAAUGAGGCCCUGUAUAGAAAGGCAAACAUCCCUUUUCUUUUUCACUUCCAUUCAACGAACCUCUUGCAUAUGGAAUGGUCACAGAUGUUAGCAAGUUUUAUUUUGUCGGUUUUGUUUAUGAUGACCAUUUAAUUUCUGUGUUCAGACUCAAAUAACCUCUCUUACUUUAUCACCUUCAUACAUUCGUCCCAUAUCCUAUUUUUUCUGUACUUCGUUGAAAGUCCCAGUUUUUCAGGAUUGUUCCUCUUCCCUCCCAUGCCCAAAGGUUUACAUUCCUGCUACGAACUCUCACUCUUCACAUUUAGAUUCUGUGGCAUUGUACACUAGCAGCUCCAGAUCCCCUAUUUUUUACAAAUAGAGUAAUCCAAAGGCAUUUUCAUAUCAGAGUUAUAUGCAAAGCUCAACUCCAUGGGGAAGUGGAACAGAAUUCUUCCUCUGUAAGCCAUGCGCGUCGUAAGAGGUGACUAAAAUGUCAGGAGCAAGGAGCUAGUAACCCCUUCUCCUGUAUACAUUAUACAUUACUAAAUUUUAAAAAGAGAAACUUUCAUUUUUCUUUUUAGGUCACCCUUCUCAGUGGGUUACGGCCAGCUCAUUGAAAAAAAAAUACAGAACUCAAUGCUAUUAUACACGUUGCAACUAUGUUUACCCCUUCAUUAUUGUUUUAGACUAAGAAAGGUCAUUACAAGCUAUGAAGAAGAAUGUCCCCCCACAUCCCAUAGUACAAUGUAUGUAACUUUGGUUACACUGCAUUACUAGGAAACAUACACAAAUUAUUUGGUUGCUGGGUCCUUCGAGACUUGGGAGGAAUCACUGACAAUCAUAAUAACAAUCACAAAAACUCACCCAGUCACUCCACCAUUUGUCAUCUAUCAAUCUUCCACUGAAGGGGUACCAUUUUAAGACAACUUUCCAAUAAUUUCUCUUCAAAAUUAGGUUGGAGCAUAACAAAUUGUUCUCCAUUAAACCAUGAUUAUAUUCCUGGCUAUCUUUCCACUGUUGUUGUUUGUGGGAAACUACUAUUAUAUGAGUGUAAAGUGGACAUAUGGAUACAUCAUUAACCCUUUGGGGGUCGCCAGGCCCUCUCAGAGACUUGUUCUCAGGGUUGCCAAAAUUUAAAAAAAAAAAUUAUUUUCUCUUAUGAAAAGAUGGAGAAUCUUUUCCCUAUCAUAAUGACACCAAAAGUAUGAAAUCUGAUGGAAAACUUAUGGAAUUAUGGUCUUGUGAAGUUAGCGGUCUCGAUGAUGUUUACGCAUCGGCAAUUUUGCCCACUUUGAGCCCUAUUUUCAGCCAAUUCCAAUGUACUAGUCGACAAAAAUCAUAACUAUUUUGCUAGAACUCCAUUUUUCCUAUCGAAUGAGUACAAGAAACCACCCAUUUACCAAUUUCAACUAUCCAAUAAAGUGGUCAGAAUUUAACAAUUUUGCCAAUCUCACACAAAUUUCAAAAGAUGCCAAUUUCCGAAUAGGGUCCAGAAUAAACAAGAAAGACAUUCCUGGCACAAAAAUAACAAGUUCUCUGUUCGUCAGUCACAUCCCCAGGCCCCUCUUAUAUUUCUUUGGCUUUCCAAAGUCGCUGUUUUAUUCCAAAAACAUGGUCAAAGUUUUUUUUCUCAUUACGCACUGUGUGCUGCAGGAUUUUUUUUAUACUGCGCACACUGACCACGUAGACCCAUUCUUUCAUAUGUAGGCCUACCAGCUUUCUCUCACUAGAUUUGAGGGCUCUAGAAUUUAGGAGUACUAGUACGUCAAAAACCCUGGGGCGUAAGCCGUACUAGUAUGGCCGAAACCCCCAAAGGGUUAAGGGAUGCCUAAUGCCUUUCUGCGAAGACUGUCCUAUCUGUCAGGUCAUGUAGAAUCCACUUUUGACAUCUACAAUUCUCAGACUUACUCUCACUAACUGCUUUUUGCUCCUCAUAUGGGUCCCAUCUUCAAAACAGACUCACUCUGUGACUAGCAACAAUUAACCUAUUACAUAAACUACGAUAUUUUUUUUUUUUUAACGCAUUGGCUAUUUCCCAUUGAGGCAGGGUGACCCGAAAAAGAAGAAAUGCUUUCAUCAUCAUUGACUCCAUCACUGUCUUGCCAGAGGCAUGCCAACAUUACAGUUCAAAAACUGCAACAUAUCGACACACUUUCAGAGUGCAGACACUGUACUUUCCACCUCCAGAACUCAAGUCUGACUAACCAGUUUCCCAGAAUCCCUUCAUAAGUAUUACUUUUCUCACACUCCAACAGCACAUCAAAUUAUAAAAACCACACACAAAACCUCCUUUACCCUCUCCCUCCAACCCUUCCGAGGAUGACCUCUCUCCCUGCCGUCCUUCCACCACAGAUUUAUACACACUCCAAGUCAUUCUAUUUUGUUCCAUCCUCUUUAAGUGUCAGAACCAUCUCAACAACCCCUCCUCAGCCCUCUGGAUAAUACCUUUAGAAACCCUAUACCUAAUCUUCAAGCAACAUAUUCUCUGCAAUAAUAUUCACUCCAUGAAUUGUCCUCACACUACAUCUUCACUGCCUCCAGCCUUCUCCUUGUUACAACAUUCAUCACCCAUGCCUCACACCCAUGUAAGAGCAUUGGUACCACUAUACUUUCACACAGUCCCCUCUUUGCUUCCAUGGAUAACAUUUUUUUAUCUCUACAGAUUCCUCAUUACACCACUCACCUUUUUUUCCCCUGUCAAUUCUGUGGUUCACCUCAUCUUACAUAGACCCAUCUGCUGACAAGUCCACUCCCAAAUAUCUGAAAACAUUCACUUCCUCCAUAUUCCCUCCAAUCUGAUAUCCAAUCUUUCAUUACCAAAAUUUUUUUAUCCUCAUUACCUUGCUCUUUCCUAUGCUCACUCUUAAUUUCCUUCUCUUACGUACCCUCCCAAAUUUGUUCACCAGCUUCUCUUCAGAAUCUCCCUAAAGCAGUGUCAUCAGCAAAAAGCAACUGUGACAACUUCCACUUUUUGUUAGAUUCUUUAUCUUUUAAUCCCACACUUCUUUCCAACACCCAAGCAUGAUGUGUUUUUAUUGUUCAUUUUCUUGUAAUCCCUAAUUCUACUAGCCCCCAUAAACUUUACAUACUCAUCACAAUAGCACUCUGACCCAUGAAAAAUAAAUAAAAGUACAAAUAUUGUACUCCAAUCAUUUAAUAGGAAAGGUAGCAUUUAUGAAGUAUCAUGAAAGGAUUUAGGGAAACUGAUUAGCAAGACUUGAAUUUUGGAAGUGGAAAGUACAGCACCUGCACUCCAUAAAUGGAGCUGUUGUGGCUCAGUCACCUGAAUUGUUUUGUUUGCACACUUCAAUCAAGACUGCUAUCGAAUCGGUGAUGGUGAAUGUGUUUCCUUAUUUGGAUUACCGUAUCUUAGUGGGAAUAUCAGCUGUAGUAAAGAAAAUGGAAAGUACAGAUCAUUUAUUUUGAUGCUAACGUUAAUAGUUAAUGUAUUAAUAAUAUGAAGGUUAUUUAGGCAACUUGCAGGCCUGGUUGUCAAUCUUAUGAGUCCUGGGAGAAGCACAGGAAUACAUGAGUAAAAAAUUAAAUUAAUAAUCCACCCCCACUCAGAUUAAAGUUUCUAAUAAUCAGUUUGAACUAACUGAAUCUGAAGCAUUUAGUUCCUUUGUUAAUGUGUUUAAAAAAGAUUACCAUAAAUAAAAUCAGUGUAAGCAGAUAAAUUACUUGGAGCAUAUCUGGAUUAAUGGUAUAUACCACAUCUUAAUUUUUCCUAACAUGUAACUGUAGUAAGAAAUUUCCUGAACAGUUGGCAGGAAAAUUAAAUGUUUUCAUAUAAUAGAAGGCUUGGUAUGUACUGAAAGUAUGAAAUAAUACAGGAAUAUGUUGUGUUAAAGAAUAUCUGUAUAUACUCUUACUGUUUUGAGGACAAGAAGGUUCUAGUAUACUGGAAGUAGUCUUACUAUUACAUUGGACUAUAUAUUUUAGAGGUUUGUUUUUGCACUUAAUUUCAAAGUAUAUUUUUUUUAAGUAUUUUCUUGUUAUUCCCCCAUUAAGUAACCCUUUUAGGUUUAGUGCUUAAUUUGAUUACUGAUAUAUUAUUAUUAUCCUCCAUUAAGUAUUCAGUCACUAUUCAGCAAGUUAAUUUGAGCAAAUGUAAGUAGUUUAGAAUUCAAAUACAGCAUAUUCGACUACAGAUAACUCAAGAAUAAAUACUGAACUCACAUAAAUUAAGGUUAAAUUAUAUUUCAAGUCUUUGUGAUAACAACCAUUAACUAUAGUAAUUUACAAAAAAAAAAAUCCCCAAUGAAUGGUAAACAGGAAUGUAAAAAUCUGUACGUUACUCUACAUCCAAUCUCAAUACUGUAGUUUCAUUUUAUGCUGUAUGUACUUAAAUCACAGAUAAUAGUAUUUAUGUAGAUUUGAUAUAUUUAGAUAAAUGCAUAUUACAUAAAAUAUUUUUUUAUAUUUUCAGAAGUAAUUGCAAUAUUUUCAAGUUAUCAUGUACAGUUAGUUAAUUGUAGUGUAUAAAAUGAAGACAAUAAGUUAUCUUUGUAACUACUGUAUCAUCUUACCUCAGCAUGAGUGAUCCUACAUAAAAACAAGCUACCUAUGUUCUCAAAGUUCAAUAAAUAUGUGUAAUACAGCAAACCUCAAUUAGUACGAAUGUGAAUAGUACGGAAUUCGAUUUGGUAUAAAUUAUAAAAUUAUAGCAGACCAUAUUUAACACAGAUCAAAAGUCAUGCCACAGCUUGUUAUCUUGCACAUGUUUAUAGUGCUACAUUAUAUUUUAUUAUUUUUUUUAACAUGUCGGCACUCAUCCCACAAAGUUUAUGCAGUCCUGAUAUUAUAUUUUAAAUUUUGAUAAAGUACCCUUGGCAAAUUUGAACAAAUGGAAAAAUACUUAUAGUACCAAUAAUGCAAAUGCAAAAAAAAAAAAAAAAAAAAAAAAAAAAAGAGGUUUGUUUACAUUAGCAUCUCUUUGGGUCUCUUUACAGCAGUGAAAGAAAAUGGAGUUCAUAUGUAAACUGAAGAAACUUUUAUUGCAAGCAGUGGUUGAUUUGACUGUUUUAGAAAUUGAAUUUAGUUGUUAAAAUUACUGGCACAUCUGCCAGUGCAGAUAAAGCUGUUGUUGAAGAAGUAACAGACAUUAGACAGCAGCUUAGUUUCCAUGAACUGUACUACAAAUGUCCAUGACUUACUUGAAUCAGAAUUGGAAGAAAUAACCAAUGGAGAUGUUAUGUAGAUCAGCAGUAAAAAUGUAAUAAUGUUUGUCUGACAUUUUUGGGUUAUUCUGGUGAGUAAUUUAUGCAUGUUUCUAUGUAUGAUACUUAUGUACCUGUACACAAAUACAGUAUUUACAUUGGAGUGGGAACAGUUACCAUACAUUUUGUUAUAACAGCUUCGAAUAGUACGAAUUCAAUUAAUAUGAUUGUUUAUCGGGAUUCAUUAUUCGUGCUAAUCAAGUCUUUGCUGUAUUUUAUAAAUACAUUCUGUACUUGUAUAUAAAAAAAGCUAUUUUGAGAAGAGUAAACUGUUGUGAUUUGUAUAUGCAUUUCUGCUGUAUUUUGAGGCAGUUUUUAAAUUUUGUUUGUUUAUAAUACUCUGUAUUUACACUGGGGUUGAAUUAUGUAACAGUGUUAAUCAGAAUGAAUAUUGCCUAAUGGACAGAUAUACUCUGAUGAAAUUUCAAAAAAGUAAUGUUCCAUGUAUAAGUUUACAAAUUAAUAUAGCUUAUUUGAAUAAAAA
Molecule: messenger RNA, 8459 nt
Organism: Cherax quadricarinatus
Lineage: Eukaryota; Metazoa; Arthropoda; Malacostraca; Decapoda; Parastacidae
Source: RefSeq, a predicted model, not a curated record